AAACGACCAAAGCACAGUCUUGCAAAAACCAAAUCUAGCUUUGUGUCGCGCAUUGUGCUUCACGACCAACUAUCGAAGAUCAUGACGACCAAAGCCAUCGAUGACGAGUUUCUGUUCUACAACGUCGGCGCAAGUUUUAUCUGGGAAGACGCCAAUGGCAAGAUAAAGAAACCCUUGUCCCGAAUCGUCUUUUCCAAAGAUUAUCCGACGUGCCAUGAUGUAAAUCCAGUGACACGCUCGAACCACCAGUUGGAUGUCAUGAUUGGGUUCUCUUCAGGAGACUUUGUGUGGUGUGAUCCAGUAGGUAACAAAUAUUGUCGUAUCAACAAGGGAGGAAUUAUGAAUGAUAGCUCAGUCACUAUGCUUAAAUGGGUGCCAGGCUCGGAAGAUAGAUGGAUGGCAUCCUUUAAUGAUGGCUCAAUUCUCUUGCUGGACAAGGAUCGAGAUGACCAGAACUUUGUGGGCCCAUCGUAUCAUGAAGAGCAAGGGUUUCAUGCUUCAAAGUUUCACAAGAAUUCAAGACACAAUCCGGUUUCUCAUUGGAGAGUCAGCGACAAGAGCAUUACUGCAUUUGCUUUUUCGCCUAAUGGGAUGCAUGUUGCAACGGUUGGCUAUGAUGGUAUCUUGAGAAUUAUUGAAUUCAAAACUGAAAGAUUACAAGAUGUAUUUGGUGGAUAUUAUGGCCGAUUACAAUGUGUAGCAUGGAGUCCGGAUGGAAAAUAUAUUCUGACUGGUGGUCAAGACGACUUGGUGACCAUCUGGUCAUUUGUGGAGAAACGAAUCAUUGCCCGCUGUCAAGGACAUCGCUCAUGGGUUACGGCUGUAGCCUUUGAUCCCUGGCGUUGUGAUGAUAAAGUCUACAGAUUUGGAAGUGUAGGAGAAGACUGUCGACUACUAUUAUGGGACUUUUCAUUUGGAGCACUUCACCGGCCCAAGCAGGGCAGGAUCCCUGUCCAACGGAACCCCUUUUGCACGGUUCCGUCGACGGUCUUCACGAGGGCCUGGGACUGCGACUACCAUAGCGACGACUGCAGUGAUGAACACCAACGUACCUGUGACGACGAUCGGACCUGUGACAGCGUGACAAAUCCUACGGUACACCCGGUCCUGACAAAGACUCAAGUCUCGGUACUCCAGCCUGUGUGCUCCCAAAAGAUCCAUGCAGAUCCGUGUGUAGAUCUACAUUUCGGAAAGUCGACAGUCGUCACGUCUGAUCGAAGAGGUUGUGUUCGUACCUGGGGCCGGCCCUAA
Molecule: messenger RNA, 1251 nt
Organism: Phycomyces blakesleeanus NRRL 1555(-)
Lineage: Eukaryota; Fungi; Mucoromycota; Mucoromycetes; Mucorales; Phycomycetaceae
Exons: 10
Biological process (GO): carbon catabolite repression of transcription
Cellular component (GO): cell tip; nucleus; cell division site
Molecular function (GO): protein binding
Source: RefSeq, a predicted model, not a curated record